CGAACUGCCAAUAUGAAGUUUAUGGCAAUAUGCCUGUUGGCAAAUAUUGGCUGCAUACUUGGCACUACAAUUAACCAGCUUAAUGACGAAGCCACAAUUCGGCUAAGAGGUCUUGUGGAAAAAUAUAAACUGCAAGCUCUUAGCAAUCCCGAAUUCUCUCAGUGGAUUGGGAAACUUGAGAAAACCAGCAGGUCGAGCAGAUUGAUAGACAAAAUGAAGGUCAAAGCUGAAUUUAUGAACUACGACGAACGUCGCCAGAAAUUGGAAAAUAAAAUUAAGGAACGCAUUAGGACGAUCGAUGACCUCAUUUCCGAUAUUAUGGCCAAAGCCCCGAAUAAGGAUAAAGGGUGUCUUCAGUAUUACCAACGCCAGCGGAGAUCCCUAAGAAUGGCCCACAAUUUUUCGAAUUUAACUAAGCAGACAAACCUCUUACGCAACUCUAAGCAAUGCAAUGAUACAACUAAAGUGCAGUCUAGCGAACUAAGUGAAAGCUCUGAAAAUCCGGAUGAGUAUAGUUAUUACUAAGCUAGUAGAUAGUGCAUUAUAUCAAUAUAUAUAAAUAUA
Messenger RNA from Drosophila sechellia, 564 nucleotides. It is a transcript of the gene Sfp38D, whose product is annotated as Seminal fluid protein 38D. The record is from RefSeq and is a predicted model, not a curated record. The transcript is spliced from 2 exons. The coding region runs from base 13 to 525 and encodes 170 amino acids. Lineage: Eukaryota; Metazoa; Arthropoda; Insecta; Diptera; Drosophilidae.